AUGGUGCGAUGCGACCGCGGGCUGCAGAUGCUGCUGACCACGGCCGGAGCCUUCGCCGCCUUCUCGCUCAUGGCCAUCGCCAUCGGCACCGACUACUGGCUCUACUCCAGCGCGCACAUCUGCAACGGCACCAACCUGACCAUGGACGACGGGCCCGCGCCCCGCCGCGCCCGCGGCGACCUCACCCACUCGGGGCUGUGGCGGGUGUGCUGCAUCGAAGGGAUCUAUAAAGGCCACUGCUUCCGGAUCAAUCACUUCCCAGAGGACAAUGAUUAUGACCACGACAGCUCCGAGUAUCUCCUUCGCAUCGUGCGCGCCUCCAGCGUCUUCCCCAUCCUCAGUACCAUCCUGCUGCUUCUCGGUGGGCUCUGCAUCGGCGCUGGAAGGUUCUACAGCCACAAGAACAACAUCAUCCUCAGCGCGGGCAUCCUCUUUGUGGCCGCGGGCCUCAGCAACAUCAUAGGCAUCAUUGUCUACAUUUCCAGCAACACCGGCGACCCGAGCGACAAGCGCGACGAAGACAAAAAAAACCAUUACAACUACGGUUGGUCUUUUUACUUUGGAGCCCUGUCCUUCAUUGUGGCCGAGACCGUGGGAGUCCUGGCUGUAAACAUUUACAUUGAGAAAAAUAAGGAGUUGAGGUUUAAGACCAGACGGGAGUUCCUCAAGGCUCCCUCCUCAUCUCCGUACGCCCGGAUGCCGAGCUACAGGUACCGGCGACGGCGCUCGAGGUCCAGCUCCAGGUCCACCGAAGCCUCUCCCUCCAGGGCGGCGUCCCCGGUGGGCCUGAAGAUCACCGGGGCCAUCCCCAUGGGCGAGCUGUCCAUGUACACGCUGUCCAGGGAGCCCCUCAAGGUGACCACGGCCGCCAGCUACAGCCCCGACCAGGAGGCCAGCUUCCUGCAGGUGCACGACUUCUUCCAGCAGGACCUGAAGGAAGGCUUGCACGUCAGCAUGCUGAACCGGCGGACGACCCCUGUGUGAGCUGCCCCUUCCUCUCAGCGCCGGCCUGUCCCCAGAACCGCUGUGUGGAUCCCACACGAGGGCACCUGCCCCUUAAGACGGACCAACGAUGGACGGAAGCCAAACCCACCCCUCCCUGGUCUCCAGCAAGUGUCGCGGGCUGGUUUGGUGCCAAGCCACCCGGGAGAUGGGAAGUGGAGGCGGAAGGCUGACUCUGUCCCCAGAGAGCAUGUUUGAUGCCCCGGGAUUCUGAAAUCUCCUGAGGCUGCACGGCCUGGAGUGACCCCCUGGGGAAGACAAAAUCGAGCCAUUAUCUCCUCUCAGAAAAAAAUUUUGC
Enhydra lutris kenyoni (northern sea otter) is the source of this 1300-nucleotide messenger RNA. Its product is annotated as calcium voltage-gated channel auxiliary subunit gamma 4. Lineage: Eukaryota; Metazoa; Chordata; Mammalia; Carnivora; Mustelidae. Gene Ontology annotation, molecular function: voltage-gated calcium channel activity; channel regulator activity. The transcript is spliced from 4 exons. Gene Ontology annotation, cellular component: voltage-gated calcium channel complex; AMPA glutamate receptor complex; postsynaptic density membrane. Bases 1 to 984 code for a protein of 327 amino acids. Gene Ontology annotation, biological process: positive regulation of synaptic transmission, glutamatergic; neurotransmitter receptor internalization; transmission of nerve impulse. The record is from RefSeq and is a predicted model, not a curated record.